AUGACCUGCUUCAGAAUUACCCGUAGUCCGCAAGACCAACAUUUACCGCUGGCUGUUGGCUUCAAGAACGGUAUCGUUAAGCUUUUGGACACUAGAGGCAAAAUCUGGUCUAUUUCAAACUACGUAGUCUGCGAAGAUGGUAUCAGUAAUCCAGCCAAUUCAAGGGAACAACUGUACGAGGAAUACCUCGAGUGCUUCCGAGACAGAAUAAAUAUGUUCAUUGGGUAUGAAGAAAAAGUUUCAUGGGCCCAUUAUAUCGAACUAAUCCGGCUUCAUGGUGCUUGUCAGACUGUUCGUCAAUAUAGACCCGAGCUCCACCCAAUGUUUGAUUCUCGAGGAAAUGAAGAUUCCCCUAAGUUUAAUCCGGAAGUCGACUCGGUCGAUGCGACUAGCGUGUUUCGACCACGCACUCUUGCUUUUGGAGAACAGGCAUUUAUCACUGCUAAAUAUCCAUGGACGGUGCUGGUUGCACAGGCAGAGGAUAUUAAUACUAUGACUAGCUGGUGUCCUGCUUUUCCUCUACGAGAGAUAUACACUCAAAGUCAACAGUGGCAGGGUCUGCCAAUUCAUGUUAAUAGUAUUCGCGGCAGUGUCGAGCCCACUUUUGCGCAGCAGCAACACUUAAAUGCGGGUUCUCCAAGCUAUCCAAUUUCUCGAACGUAUGUUUCCAGACCAUCAAAUACAGUUUAUAAAGCAUUAGAAGGUAGUAAACAUACCCAAACUAUCCCCGCCAACGGUACAAACUCUGGAACGCAGAAGACCCAUCAAAUUUCGGAAGAGGAGAACAUCUCAGAUGUCCAAGCUGUCGCUACUUCAACCCAUCAAGAGAACAACACCAACAUUCCAAUCGAAUCCAAUUCCCCCAUCCCCGAACACCUAAACUGCGCCAUCCAAAUAAAAGUACCCAGCCUCGCCACACCCCAAGAAAUCCUCAACACAAUCCGCACCGGCGCAAUCUACUCCCUCAACCGCGUAGCCACCUCAAACCACACCUCCCUCAUAGACAUAAUAUUAAUGACCCAUUCCAGCGCCCAAAACUACAUCACCACAACGCGCAACAACGAAAACCUCCUCAUCCGCAAUAAACGAGUAAUAGCAACCUGGCACCCCAAACCCACCGGCCCACGCGAAAAGAAAAACGUAUCAAGAGUACUCAAGAUCACUGGACCAGCGGAGGCAUUCAAUUUGAGGAAAUUUAUUCGCUAUGCGAGGUCUUUUUGUUGGGUUGAUUGUGUGAAUCAGUGGGAGCGGGUUGUAGGGGGGGAGUGUGAGGUGGUGGUUGAGUUUGGGAGUUUUAGGGGGCAGGCAGAGGUGGUUCUUGAGGGGGUGCGUGCGGAUCCGGGGUUGCUGGGGUUUAGGGUGGAGUUUUUGAGGGAUCCUUGUUAUGGGGGUGAGGGGGGUUGA
This is a messenger RNA of Sclerotinia sclerotiorum 1980 UF-70, 1404 nucleotides long. RefSeq lists its product with no specific name. Bases 1 to 1404 code for a protein of 467 amino acids. The record is from RefSeq and is a predicted model, not a curated record. Lineage: Eukaryota; Fungi; Ascomycota; Leotiomycetes; Helotiales; Sclerotiniaceae. The transcript is spliced from 4 exons.